Molecule: messenger RNA, 715 nt
Organism: Dichomitus squalens LYAD-421 SS1
Lineage: Eukaryota; Fungi; Basidiomycota; Agaricomycetes; Polyporales; Polyporaceae
Exons: 6
Coding region: 20-715 (231 amino acids)
Source: RefSeq, a predicted model, not a curated record
AUCGAAGGAAAAAGAGACAAUGGCAUCCGAAUCAGCAGCCCUCACUUCGCAGGAGCCGGGCCCAUACGUCCACUGCUUCCCAAGCCCCUUCAACAAGCUCAUCGCGAAGCCCCAGAUAUCCAUGAUUGCCAUCUCGCCGCCUGCGUUGGUCCAGGCUGCGCAUUUGCGCGCUGUGUAUCAUUAUGCACCUGCGAUCCCGGUCGAGCCUCUGCAGCUCAUGCCCAAGGAGCAUCUCGUCGUUGUUCUCCUGCGCUCCUCGCACAAACGUCCCCUUUCUCGCACAGGUGUCGAAGCGAUAGUCGCACAUACCCUGCGCCGUACUCCCUUGGGAGAUGCCAAGACUGGUGUCACACUGUUCACCAGCGUGGCUUUAGACGAUUUGUCCUCCAAUUCAGUAUCUGCGUGCGUCGGGCUUGGGCAUAAGUACGAGAUCAAUUACGUCGUUCGGCGCGGCCGCAAUUACCUGAAGAAGUUCUUCGUUGAGAACCUCGACACGUGGGCGCGGGUUGACCCUCCCCGCCCGCCUGCCUUCCAGGGAUGCAUUCGAUCGUCGGCCGAUCUCGUGAACGGCUUCACGCGCGAGGACGGCAAACCCGAGAAGCUCUCGGCAGAGAACAUCGGUCGGUGGUUCUUGGGACGGGCGAAUCUCAUGCAGGCGAACACCCUGGCUACCCUUCGUGUUCCUGAAGCUCCUCGACGAGCUGGUGGAUCAUGA